Molecule: messenger RNA, 1356 nt
Organism: Arctia plantaginis
Lineage: Eukaryota; Metazoa; Arthropoda; Insecta; Lepidoptera; Erebidae
Source: the annotation of a GenBank genome assembly
AUGAAUCUAAGUAACUUUGUUGUGUACAUCACUAGCCUGCUGUGGCUUAACCUCACUGACGCUAAAAUCGGAUAUUUUUGGCACAUCACAGAUCUUCAUUAUGAUCCAUUUCAUAACUCCCAGGAGCUACAUAAAGGGUGCAGGCAUAACCGCGGCAGCAACGAACACAGUCACCGGAACGGUCGACAUCGUGACCACACAUGCGACAGUUCAUGGCCCCUGAUACAGAGCGCAGCCGCUCUAAUGGCAGAGCGGCACCCUGACACGCUGGAGUUCGUCCUAUGGACCGGAGAUAUACUAUCCUCGUCUAUGGAACAUCUAAGCGAAGAAGUAAAGCUGGAGGCGGUAAAAAACGUGACAGAAUUACUGAGCAGGACAUUUAGCAGUCAAUUUGUUUUCCCCGCUUUGGGGCACAAUGACCCGCCACCUUCCAAAAAGCUAGUUGAAAUGUGGAUGCAGUGGUUACCCACAGAAGCAUUGCAGACUUUUGAAACUGGUGGAUAUUACACAAUAGAACAAUCUCAUAGUAGGUUGAGAAUAGUUGUGCUCAACAGCGUACUAUGGGCUGGUGGUGCGGCCAGAACUGACGGCCCUCAUAGGGGAAGAGCCCAGUGGGAAUGGCUGGAACAGGUGCUCAGUAAAGCUAGAAGAAGAAAUGAAAUGGUUUAUUUAGUUGCUCAUGCGGGCCCAGGCGUGGAAGAACGGCACAACGCCGGUAGCUCUUCUGCGGCGGGUGGAGGGGAGCUCACCCCCACGGCCAACGGACGGCUGGUGCACGUUAUUAGAGCAUUCAGCGAUGUGAUUGCUGGCCAGUUCUACGGACAUCGACACGCUGAUACUUUCAGACUUAUUUAUAGUGAAGGACGACCUGUUUCAUGGGCGCUAUUGGCUCCAUCAGUGACGCCGAGAGGUGCAGGCAGUACAUCUAAUCCAGGGCUGAGGCUUUAUAAGUUUGACUCAAAUAAUGGCAAGGUUUUGGAUUAUACACAGUAUUACUUAGAUGUAACAAAUAACAGAGGAGAGACUCAUUGGUCGAUAGAGUACAAUCUCACUCAAUAUUAUGGAUUGAGAGAAGUAAGUGCAGUAUCUCUGGAUGCUCUGGCUGAGAGAUUAAGAAAUCACAAUGACCGCGGUACUUUUGCGAGGUAUUUAAAUGCAUUGCGUGUUCGACACGCAGCGGAAGUAUCAGAGUGUGAUACGGCUUGUGUGCACGUUCAUUUUUGUGCGAUAACACGCGCAGACUACCAUGAGUUUCGGUCAUGCGUCCGCAAUCCAGCAUCAGCGCUAGCAUCUCGAGCUUCUAACAAUACAGCUGCCAUCUUACUGUAUGCCAUCUUGAUUUUAGUGACACCUUGA